UAAAUGAUUAAAUUUUCCAGCGAGCGCGAAAACGGUGUGCGCCAAUGCGCGGAUACAAAGAAAACCCACUUCCUUUCGAGGUCAAAACAGUAAAACGGUGCACCACCUGUCGUUUAACCAUCCAUCAUCAAACCAUCAGCUUCACUGUGAGCUUCCACAAAACCCUAACCAGAACAACCAUCCCUGCCAACAAAAGAAUUCAACAACAAUGAAAUUCCGGUAUUCCAACAAACUCCCUAUUUUUGCUCACUCUUUACGUCUGAGCCACCAACACCAUCAGCGACGCCAGUUCUUCACUUCGCUUCUCAAAAGGGUCCAAACAGCAUCUCAAGUACGUGCUUCUUUCAAUGGAAGCAGUGGAAAUCCCCGAGGUAAUAUAUUUCUGGUACCUGGUGCAACCGUGGCCACUUUACUCAUGCUUGGUGCUCUUCAUGCUCGUCGGCUUUAUGAUGAUAAGAAGGUCGAAGAGGCGCGGGAGAAAGGAAUUGAGUUUGAGUUCCAACCUGAUCAUAAAGCGUCAUUUCUGAGGAUGUUACCUUUACGCUCCAUUUCUAGACUUUUCGGUUCCUUGACAAGUGUGGAACUUCCUGUUUGGAUGCGUCCACAUGUUUAUAGAGCAUGGGCUCGUGCAUUCCAUUCAAACUUAGAAGAAGUAGCCCUGCCUCUUGAAAACUAUGCUUCUUUACGGGAAUUCUUUGUUCGGACCUUGAAAGAAGGUUCCAGGCCCAUCGACCCUGACCCACAUUGUCUGGUUAGUCCUGUGGAUGGUACUGUUCUAAGAUUUGGAGAGUUGAAAGGCUCAGGGACUAUGAUUGAGCAAGUCAAAGGUUUUUCUUAUUCUGUUUCUUCUCUUCUUGGUGUUAGCUCCUUGCUUCCCGUGAUAACUGAAGGGGAUAUGCACAAGGAGAGUAGUGAACAGCAAGGAAAUCUCAAAGAGAAGAACAAGAAGUCAUGGUGGAGAUUUUCAUUGGCUUCUCCUAAAAUCAGAGACACUGUGUCAGCAUGUCCAGCAAAAGGCCUCUACUACUGUGUAAUAUACUUGAGUCCUGGAGACUAUCAUCUGAUACACUCACCUGUUGAUUGGAAUGUUCUUGUCCGCCGGCAUUUUUCAGGGCAUCUAUUUCCUGUGAAUGAACGAGCUACAAGAACCAUCAGAAAUCUUUAUGUUCAGAAUGAAAGGGUUGUGCUUGAAGGUUUGUGGGAAGGAGGAUUCAUGGCUAUUGCUGCAGUUGGUGCUACAAAUAUUGGGUCAAUUAAGCUUUUCAUUGAACCAGAACUUCAAACAAACCAGCGAAGGCAAAAGAUACUGAAUUCAGAACCUCCAGAUGAACGAGUAUAUGCACUUGAAGGGGUUGGUAAAAGUCUCAAGAAAGGGGCUGAGGUGGCUGCUUUCAACUUGGGAUCGACAGUGGUGCUCGUGUUCCAGGCUCCCGCAUUAAAAAUGCUACAAAACAGGGAUUCAUCUUCGGAGUUUAGGUUCAGUAUCAGACGUGGAGAUAGAGUGCGUGUUGGGGAAGCUUUGGGGAGGUGGCAUGACUUGUAAGAACAAGCUUGGCGUGUGUGGUACAUUGACAAUAGAGGGCAAGCAUUUGUAUAGAAAUUCUACACCAAUGAAGGUGGCGAACUGAUUUCUUACCGUAUUUCGUCGGGGUUUGAAGCCCUCGACAGCUCAAUUUUUGUUUCCUGAAGCACCUUUGUUGGUCAUUUAAAAAACUCGGUUAUAUCAUAGAGGUUGUGCGUUCAAGAACCAAUAGGCAUCAAGCAACUCACUCCAUGGGUUCGACUGCAAGGACAGUGCUGGUUCUUCUGUGUUUUGGUCAAAUAUUUGUUUGAUUCUUAUUUUGUCAUAUUACAUUAUUGAUAAUUUGGUUUCAGCUUGGGUUUCUUCAAA
Molecule: messenger RNA, 1891 nt
Organism: Populus nigra (black poplar)
Lineage: Eukaryota; Viridiplantae; Streptophyta; Magnoliopsida; Malpighiales; Salicaceae
Product: phosphatidylserine decarboxylase proenzyme 1, mitochondrial
Exons: 12
Coding region: 209-1543 (444 amino acids)
Biological process (GO): phosphatidylethanolamine biosynthetic process
Cellular component (GO): mitochondrion
Molecular function (GO): phosphatidylserine decarboxylase activity
Source: RefSeq, a predicted model, not a curated record